GCCAGGCCUGCGCGCGGGGUAGGGCGGCCGCCGCUGCCGCAGCCGCAGCCGCAGCGGGGGACGGGAGCCGGGAGGCGGAGCUGAGCGGGGGCUGGGAAGUUCCAGCGCGGCGGUGAGUGGGCCCGGCCGGCCAUGGAUCCGCGGAAGGUGAGCGAGCUGCGGGCCUUCGUGAGGCUCUGCAAGGAGAGCCCAGGCCUGCUGCACAGCGAGGAGCUGCGCUUCCUGCGCGAGUGGGUGGAGAGCAUGGGAGGUACGAUACCACCUGCUCCGGACGAUGCCCCCGCAGAAACAAUGAAGGACAAAACGGAGAAGCAGCCAGAGGAGCCAGUUAAGCCACCAGAGCCUGAGAGUGAAGAGAGUGACUGGGAUUUGAACACUAUUUUUCUCUCUGCAGAAAUUGAUUACGAGGGAGUGAUUGAACCAGACAAGGAUGAUCCCCAAGAAAUGGGAUAGUGAAAAUGUGGAGUAACUGAAGAGAUGAUGGAUGAGGCCAAUGAGAAGAAGAUGGAGGGCAUUCAUGCCCUAGGUGAAGGUGGAACUCAGAAAGCCAUUGACUUGUUCACUGAAGCAAUAAAGUUGAAUCCUCAUUUAGCCAUCUUAAAUAUUGUCCUUUUUGUCAGUGUCUUUGUGAAACUACAGAAGCCAAAUGCUGCCAGUAGAGACUGUGACAGAGCCAUUCAAAUAAACCCAGAUUCAGCACAGACCUACAAGUGGCGAGGGAAAGCUCACAGACUCCUCGGUCACUAGAGGACGGCACAUGACCUUGCAUUGGCAUGUAAACUGGAUUAUGAAGAUGAGGCUAGUGCCAUGCUGAAGGAGGUGCAGCCAAGAGCUCAGAAGAUUGGACAUCGCAGGAAGUAUGAGCGAAAGCGUGAAGAAAAAGAAAUCCAGGAGCUGGAUAGAGUAAAGAAGGCCCGAGAGGAACAUGAGAGAGCACAGAGGGAAGAAGAAGCCCGGCGACAGGCAGGAGGAGCUCAGUUUGGUGGGUUUCCGGGAGGUAUGCCUGGAGGUAUGCCAGGCAUGGCAGGGAUGCGUCUCAAUGAAAUUCUCAGCGACCCAGAGGUUCUUGCAGCCAUGCAGGAUCCCGAAGUUAUGGUCGCAUUCCAAGAUGUUGCCCAGAACCCAGCAAACAUGUCCAAGUACCAGAACAACCCCAAGGUCAUGAACCUUAUCAGCAAACUGUCAGCCAAAUUGGAAGUCAACCAUAAAUUCCCUUUUAAUAAAAUCACAAGUGUAUGGAAAAAAGAAUUGAUUACUUAACAAAUGCAGGUGUUGCAAUAACACAAACCAUUGUACCUCUCAUCUUCUCAUGAAGAAGAACUGGGGUGCUCUAAAGAGAGUCCGCUUCUUACCCCCAUGCAUCAAACUUUGGCAAAGAUUGAUUUAGUUACUCCAAAUUAUACUCAAUAACAUAUACUUUCAAUCCUCCCUCUCUAUCCAAGAGUUGCAACAAUUUGUUACAAGUAUUAAAUGCUGUUUCCUUUGAAUUAAGGUUUAUAAUAGAUUGUAAUCUUUCAAUAGGUAGUCUGAUUUAACAAAAAGCUGUUUUAAAUCAAACUGUCAUCCUGGCUUUCACUUCCCAGCAAGUAAAGAAGCAGGAAUUGUAACACCAGGGUCCUGUGUUAUCCAUCUGGACAGGAAAAUUGGCCUAAUUGUAGGAGGGGGUGAGGACAAUUAUUUUAAAGUAUUAACUGGAUGAAGGAGGUGUCCGCAGGUUCUGUUACACACCCUUUUAUUGCUUUACAGUUUGACAUGUGGCUGACUUUAGAUGGUGGUUAGAGCAAAACCAAUAAGAUCACCAAUAUUCUAACUACUUAUACACUGGAACUUCUGGCAGUACUGCCAACACUGUUUAAAGCUUAGGAUUGUCCCCUGCUCUGUGGCUAUCCUUUGCUCAUUCUGGCAUGAAACACAUUUUAUUGCAAACACCACUGAGGAUAGGUAGGUUACUUGCUAUAUCUUGUCCAACAUAUUAUGUAAUACUGUUGUAUUAUCUCUGUCCAGGUGGAUAAGGGAGUGCAUCUUCCCUAAUUGGCUGGUCUUUAACUAGUUGUACUCUUUCUGAUGAGGCAACUCUUGCCAGGCUUCAUCCAUUUGAAAAUUAGAAGGAAGGAAACUUGUCCCUACCACCAUCUCUGUCCCCUUAAGUGGGCAAGCUAUCCUGAACAUUGGGUAUAAAAAGCUAUUACUAUCAGUUAAAGGCAGAAUAAAUCCCACAAUAGAGCAACUCUGGGUUCUGAGGGAGUCUGAGUCCUAAUAUGCUUACAGAUGAAAUCUUGUGGUCAAAGUCUUCAACUUUUGUCUCUGUUCUCUUGUCAGUUCAGUCAGAGCAGUCGAGUCCUUUCCUACUAUCGCACACCUCAGUCUUCCAUCUUUAACUUUCUUUUUUAAUAUGAUGCUGUCCCAGUGGUCAACACUUCAGUUCAAUUCAUGGUUCUUGGGAUUUGGGAUCAAUAUGAGAAGGUGGAUUAGUUGGCACAGAUGGCGACAUACUUUUUAACACUUUGUGAAUUUACAGCAUGGGUAUUCUUCGAACAGUGUGUCUUUGCUGGUAUGUUCUUGCUGCUUCCAUCUGUUUUUUUGUCUUUACUAAACAUUGCCUCCUGCUCAUGUUGGAAGUUUAUCAGAACUAGCUUUUGGUCACUUUUGGGUCUUCUGAAAGCCUUUCUGUCCAGUGAUCUUGUAAUUCUGUGUCUUAAGCCAUAAUGGAUGUCACUGUUUUUAAUUAAAUCUGACUGUUUAGGAACUUGGCAGAUGCAAAAAUCACACACACACACACCACACAUUUUUAUUUCUCAUACUAAUAACCUUGCAAAAUGGAAAGAUGUGAAUUCUUUUUUGCUUAAGAAAUAUAGUUCUGAAAUACUUCUAGUUGCCUUUUAAAAAAAAAAAUAAGUAUGGUUUUGAAAAA
Molecule: messenger RNA, 2911 nt
Organism: Dermochelys coriacea (leatherback sea turtle)
Lineage: Eukaryota; Metazoa; Chordata; Testudines; Dermochelyidae
Gene: ST13
Product: ST13 Hsp70 interacting protein
Molecular function (GO): protein dimerization activity; Hsp70 protein binding
Source: RefSeq, a predicted model, not a curated record